Messenger RNA from Arvicola amphibius (Eurasian water vole), 882 nucleotides. RefSeq names its product GABA type A receptor-associated protein (gene Gabarap). The coding region runs from base 129 to 497 and encodes 122 amino acids. Gene Ontology annotation, molecular function: GABA receptor binding; ubiquitin protein ligase binding. The record is from RefSeq and is a predicted model, not a curated record. Gene Ontology annotation, cellular component: autophagosome; cytosol; autophagosome membrane. NCBI's taxonomy places the organism in Eukaryota, Metazoa, Chordata, Mammalia, Rodentia, Cricetidae. The transcript has 4 exons. Gene Ontology annotation, biological process: cellular response to nitrogen starvation; autophagosome assembly; autophagy of mitochondrion.
CAAAUGCGUGGAUCGCUCCGCUGAGUCUGUUCGUCGAAGCCGUCGCCACCUCCGCCGCCGCCCCCUGUCCCGGCCCCCCCCCCCUGGGUUUCCUCAGCCCAGCUCGGUCCAGCCCGGUUCUCGGGAGAAUGAAGUUCGUGUACAAAGAGGAGCAUCCGUUCGAGAAGCGCCGCUCUGAGGGCGAGAAAAUCCGAAAGAAAUACCCAGACCGGGUCCCGGUGAUAGUGGAAAAAGCCCCCAAAGCUCGGAUAGGAGAUUUGGACAAAAAAAAAUACCUGGUGCCUUCAGAUCUUACAGUGGGUCAAUUCUACUUCUUGAUCCGGAAGCGAAUUCAUCUCCGUGCUGAGGAUGCCUUGUUUUUCUUUGUCAACAAUGUCAUUCCCCCCACCAGUGCCACGAUGGGUCAGCUAUACCAGGAGCACCACGAGGAAGACUUCUUUCUCUACAUCGCCUACAGCGAUGAGAGUGUCUACGGCCUGCAGAGCUGCUGUCCCUGAGGGGGCCAUUCUACACGGAGAGGUGGCUCCUUCCCUGACAUCGCCUUCCUCCUUCAGGCGAAAACACCAUCUCCUUCUUCAGGACCUGCACUUAAUGUUUGAGGCUGUUUCUUCUGUCCCUCACAGCAGGAGGGUAGUGGUAGACACAGUCUCCUUACAUCUCCUUUCUUUCCCCUUGUUCGCCCUCAUUCCCACUCUGCUUUAGACUUCUUGAUUGUCAAUCUCUGUCACAUCCGUUGAUUGUUUUGGUUUCUAUUCCCUUUCUAACUGCCCAAGCAGGCUCCCUUCCUUUCAGUACCUUCUUUUUGGGGGGGUAGAUGGAAGGGAUUAACAUUGUCGGGGGAGGUAGGAGGCACAUCAAUAAAGAAGAAACCACCGAGCUGAA